AGCGCCGCUUGAGAGCCACAAAAACAGAAAGGCAACGCAACCCUUCCUGUAAGAAAAACAAGCAAAUGGUUAACGAAAAUCAGUACUGGCUUCUCAAAACCGAGCCAGGGGAGUGGUCAUGGGAUGACCAAGCGUCCAAUGGAGGCAUAACCAACUGGGAUGGCGUCAAAAACAAGCAAGCCCAGAAAAACCUUAGGGCCAUGCACCUUGAUGACCUCUGCUUCUUCUACCACUCUGGUGCCAGUGCUCGUCGCGUUGUUGGUGUAGUGUCUGUAGUGAAGGAGUGUUAUAAGACUGCCGAUGAUGAGGUUGUGGUGGAUGUUAAGGCAGUUGGAGAGAUGAGGAGGCCAGUGGACUUGAAGGAACUGAAGAGCAAUGAAGGGUUGAAGGGUCUUGCUUUGUUUAGGCAGCCUAGGUUGUCUGUUGUGCCUAUUUCGAAGGAGGUUUGGGAGAUAAUAUGUGAAUUGGGAGGUGGGUUUGAAGGAGAUGGGAAAGUUGAUGAUGAUGAUAAUGAAGGAGAAGAGUAGAUUCUGUGGGUUUUGGGCUUAUAUAUAAUGUAAGGAUCCCUUCCUUGUAGUGAUCACUAGUGAAUAUGGGGGGAUCAUAUGGUAUUGCAAACUAGCAAAUACUAUGUUUUGGUUCUUUUUGGCUGUAUGAAUGAUGAAAGAACGAAAUCAAAUGAAAUCUAUAAAUUGUAUUUAGAGUACCAA
Messenger RNA from Hevea brasiliensis (rubber tree), 710 nucleotides. RefSeq lists its product as uncharacterized. The record is from RefSeq and is a predicted model, not a curated record. Gene Ontology annotation, cellular component: nucleus. Bases 66 to 527 code for a protein of 153 amino acids. Lineage: Eukaryota; Viridiplantae; Streptophyta; Magnoliopsida; Malpighiales; Euphorbiaceae. The transcript has a single exon.